Messenger RNA from Haplochromis burtoni (Burton's mouthbrooder), 5814 nucleotides. RefSeq names its product zinc finger protein 385D (gene znf385d). Bases 262 to 1587 code for a protein of 441 amino acids. Gene Ontology annotation, cellular component: nucleus. Gene Ontology annotation, molecular function: nucleic acid binding; zinc ion binding. The record is from RefSeq and is a predicted model, not a curated record. Lineage: Eukaryota; Metazoa; Chordata; Actinopteri; Cichliformes; Cichlidae. The transcript is spliced from 8 exons.
GAGGGGACGAAAGAGGCAAGGGAGGACCAGUACGAGGAGAGAGGGAGAGAGAGGCAGAUACGGAGGUCCACAGACAGCAGCGGCGUGCAGAGUGCAGCAUGCAGACUGGCCACUGACGCUGCUGUUGGAUUGAACACACAUGCGGACACACACACACCCCUGAGGAGUGUAUGAGACAUGCCCAGGCUGCUGUCCAUGGACACACACACACUGGCAGGGCACCAGAGAGGAAAUACAGCAAACCCCCGAGCCUGAGGAGCUAUGGAGAGCAGCAUGUUCUUUGGUAACACAUGUCAAAAUGGCCUCAUGCCUGCAUUGGUGCGUCCCACCCUGCCUGCUGUCCAGACCUCGCUGGCCAUGAAGCAGUUUCUACCUAUUCCUUUGGAUACAGCCUCAGCGGUCAGCCUCUUUCCAGGAUUCAACACAAUGGACCCGGUGCAGAAAGCCGUCCUCCAUCACACCCUCGGACUCCCUCCCACCGCCAAGAGGAAGCACGUCUCCUGCAGCGUUUGCCAACUGAGGUUCAACUCACAGAGCCAGGCCCUGGCCCACUACAAGGGCACCAAACAUGCCAAGAAGCUAAAAGCCCUGGACGCCCCGAAGAGUAAGCUCAAAGGCUCAGUGGUCACCAAGGAAACCGCCAACCAGGAGAUGGCCAAGGGCAUCAACACCUCACAGGUCCCCAACAACACUGAGAGGAAAGAUGGCCUCCCUGGAACAGCGCCCCUAGCGCUUUCCCCUGUGCUCAGAACAGCACAACCCCUGGCAUCCUUGGCGACCCCUACCACGCCGUCGCCAGCACCUGUGGCCUCGCUGACAGUGCCGAGCAGCACGGCGGCCGCAGCCCCAGAGACUACCUCAGCUGCUGGGGGAGACGAGGGGCACUCGAAGCUAGAUUCCCCGUCAGAACCCGACCUCCCGGAGCCCGAUGCCGAACCCGAAGCGGAGACAGACGCAGAAACGGAGGAGGAGAAAGCUCGCCGUCUUCUCUACUGCUCCCUCUGCAAAGUGGCAGUCAACUCCGCGUCACAGCUGGAGGCUCACAAUAGCGGUACGAAGCACAAGACGAUGCUCGAGGCCAGGAGCGGCGUGGGUUCCAUCAAGUCUUUUCCUCGAGCAGGAGUCAAAAGCAAACUGGCUACAUCCUCCAAAUCAUCCACAGGCCUGCAGAACAAAACGUUUUACUGUGAGACAUGUGACGUGCACGUCAACUCAGAGACUCAGCUAAAACAGCACAUCAGCAGCCGGCGUCAUAAAGACCGAGCAGCAGGUAAACCAGCCAAACCGAAAUAUAGCCCCUACAGCAAACCACAGAAAGGCCAGACCAAGCAGCCGAUAAAAUUGAUUUUGGGGAAGGAGCGCCAGUGUCACCCUCUGACCACACAGAUCAUACCUGCUCACCUGGCGGCAGUGGCAGCAGCUGCCGCAGCCAUCGGCAACUCUUUCACGCACCGCACGAACAGCGCCACUAAUCACACCCCGACCCCUGCGCUCUUUCAGACACAAACCCUGCCUGCUGCACUGCUCCGCCCAGCUCCCGGGCCUGUCAGGACCUCCCAUCCACAAGUCCUAUUUGCCCCUUAUUGACCCGUUCGACCCAGCUGGAGCUACUCUGCCUCUGCUCAAGGAACUGACCAUACGGGUCACCCAGACCAGACCAGGAGUGCUUUCGGCAAACGUACUCCUUCUAUGCAUCCAGAAUACUGAACAUCAUCGUGUCAUUAUCGGACCUGUACUGUUUCUCACCUCUCCACAUGUGGAUUAACCUCCAUUCAGAGCAUCGGGUGCUUUCUCAUGCUGGAUUUAUUUCUCUAAUCUCACUGGACUUUACAUGCUUUCUGUGCCAUCCUGCUGCCCAUGGCUCAUGCCUAGACCCCGGACUUGAACCUACAUUGUACCGCAAUAAUAUAUAAGACUAACCCCGUGAACUAUGCAGUGUCAUUAUUUCAUGAAGCGAGGCGCCGUUUGAGCUAAAAUAUGGUGGGGAUAUGCUUUCUGUAAAGAUGCAGCGUGGCACUUAGAUCACUGCUUUGGUGGAGGAUUACUGUCACUCAUAAUUUAAAAGGUUGUUACAAAUUGUAGGAGUGAGCAAAGCCCUCCUCUGUUCCUGUAUGCACUUUAAGCCCCUCCUCCGUUGAUGUCUACAUUAGAUGGUUAGACUAUGUUAGAUGGUUAGUAUAUGUUGUACUGUGUGUUUUUUGUAUCCGUUCUUGCAUAAGUGUGUGUGUGUGUGUGCACGCGCGCACGCGCGUGUGUGUGUGUUUGUGUGUGUGUGUGUGUGAGAGAGAGAGAGAGAGAGAGAGAGAAAGCUUUCCAUCCACCAUAAGCCAUCCCAGUCGAUAUCCAGCACACGUUGUCACUGACCAUGUCUCGGGCCAGAGGGACCACAAAGGCUUGUCUGUGUUAACUGUCAAUGUGUAAAAGGUGAACAGUUUAAAAUAAAAGAGCCCUAAUUUGUUAAUGCUGGUGGCCAUGACCAAUUCAUUGGAUAAAAUCACAGUUACAGUCAUGGUAUUCAUAUGAGCUUACAACAUUGAGUUACAUCAGCAAGUUCUGAAUAAUUCUUAACAAUAUUUGAUCAACCAGUGUACAGCUGUGUAAUUUCAAUAAUAUUCAUCCAGUUUUCAAACAUUUCUAAAGAACACCACCAAAGUGAAAAGAAGAUUAUUUCCAUGUGCAAUAAUUUAUAUGUGCUGCUAUGGCUCUGUUCUGAGACCUUCCAGGCCUUCCACACGCAUACGAGCAUAAUGGGAUUCUCACAUGGAAAGUGUCACGAGCAUUUAAUUCAUUUUUAAUAAAAAGCAGGCGGGUGAGAUGGGUGGUGCUAGAGCCAGCGGGCGUGGUCCUGAAAGAGACUUGCUGUGUCGAGAACACGCCCACCCACGUUGAAGAUCAAGAAUACUGGAUAUUCGAGUUGGAGAUCAUGCUAAACUUCAAGGUGACAAAAUGGGGAAAAUGUAAUUCUGGCUCUGGCAGAACAGCCACUGCCGUAUAGUGCACAUAUUAAAAUUUACAGGGACAUAAAGAGGUUAUUUAUGAUGGUGUUGGAGAAACCGGAAAAACAGCGAACAGUUUUCAAGGAACAAAGUAGGAAAUGCAACUAUUUCAUGUUGUCAAACUCAACAGUGAUGCUAAGUUGGUUCCAUCUUGCAGCUGACUGAUGCUUGCGAGAAAAAUGGUGUCAAGCAGUCUGGCUGCAGUGGAAUUCUAUGUGAAAAGUGUGCGAGGCUUGGAGAGCAUAGAAGAUCCAAACACAUCAUGAAGAAGAUGAGCAGGAUUGCAAAGUGACUUUCAGAUGCCGCAGCAACUGUAGGCCGGGUAAAACAGCUUAAAUAGUAUGCUUUGAAUUAAAUUUACCAACAAAAAAUAUUCUACCUGAGCCUUGAGCUGAUGUGGGUUGGAAAUAAAUGUCAUCACCUAUCUGUUGGGAUUUUGGGCUAAGCUUCACUUUGUGGCUUUUUUAAACUAAUUCUACGCUUUAUUUUAAUCUAUUCUGAGCAAAAGUCAAGUUCAGAACACACGAUCUAGAGACAGCAAAAAUGAGUAAAUGGAAAUCCCAAAUCACUGUACCUAAAAAACAAACACCACAUAUAUACUCUGGUGCAAUGAAGGAUAUUCACUCUAUUAUUGUUUAGUUUUUGCAAGGUUUGGAUACACAGAGCGACAGUAGUGCACAUGCAUACACAGUCAGAAUACAAAAAUCUAACUGAAAACGUAGAAUUGAAAUUCAUCGCAGAGCACCAUCCCCACAAAAAACAAAUAUGUUUCUGAAGAAUGUUUGCUCAUCUUAUUUGUAUCAUAGAGUGUUACUGCAGACAUAUAUCUAUAAUCCUGAGGGUAAAUAUGCUACCGGCACAUUUGCAUUCUGCUGAAAUAUCAGAAAUAUAAUGUUGCUUUUUUCCAGGGUUAGCGAGCACAGUUGAUUUAUUUUUAAGUGACAUGAAACUUAUUAAUUCAGUGCAAAAAUUUGCCCAAACAGGCUGCUAUGGUGUGACUGACAGAUGAUUAAUUGGACUAGUAAUACAGCAAAGCUCAUGAUCUUGAUAAUUAGCUGAAUGUAGUUAUGUAAAGUCCAGCCAGUCAGGCACAGAGUCAUUUCUUGUCAUUUAAAAUGGAAAACUUUAAAACUUUGAAACUGUAGUCCAGAUAAAAUGCUAAUGAAACAUUGGUGAGUUUAGGACGUGUUAAGCAAAGUAUCCACUUUGCAAUUUCUUGGUUAGUCCAGAGGUGCCCAAGGAUCUUGGUGAUGCUGUUGGCUGCGAUCAUACUGUGAAUGAGGGUAAAAAUGAUCACUGUCUGGAGUUAAAGGGAGCAAUUAAUGAAUUAAUAACAAAUAAAUCAAAUCAGGCAGUUUAAUACAUAACGAUACAAACUGAGUUCCUUUUGUAUGUGCUUCUACCCACACGUCCUUCUAAGUGAUCUCAUAGAGCUCAGAAAGUAAAUUCAUCUCAUGGUCCCACCUGCAAGCUAUACACACAUCUGUUUUUUUCCUCUCAUGCCUGAUCUGUGUCCAUUCAGUUGUCAAUAAAGUUGUGCUCACUUCAGCAUCUAGGUAGAGCACAGGAGCAAAAGCACAAAGUAAUUUAACACGCAACUUUUCUCUCCGUAAGUAUCGCCAAGCAUAUAUUGCACAGCUCUGCAUAUGUUUUGCUAAAAUGAUCUGGUUAUUUCACACAUACACAGCAAACUGAAUGAUAAUAAUUUCAUGCUAUGUGAGAAUAAGCCGUGUUCAGACACAUAUGUAUGUGUUCUAUGCACUGUGAAAAAUCACACUCAGGGAUCAAACCACAAACCGUCCAAUUAGCACACAACCUGCUCGACCGUCUGAGCCAUCACUGCUUGGUGUCGCUCAUACCGGGUUAGUUCAAGGGCGGCAGACGUCAGUUUGAAUUUAAACUGAUGAUGCUCACAAGAAGUACUUGCCAAUCGGAAAGUAGCCACGAUAGCUCAUGCAACAUCUGCUUAUAUAUCGUGAAAUGUAUUUGGCUAAAUCCACAAAGAGAACUAAACCUCAGAGCCAGCAGCCAAUCUAUGGGAUCAGCACAGGUCAGCUGACUACAGCCUGUUCAGAGUCUGGGUGAAUUGGAGCUCACAAGUUUGGUAGUUUUGAAAUGACUCAUUUUUUUCCUCACUGAAAACUGAACCGCUACCAGGAUCUUAUGGUUCCUCCACCUGCCAGAGCCCAUUUUGAGCCCAUGUCAUUUGUAAUGGUCUUGAGAACAAACAGCCCAAAACAACACCAAACAGACUGGAUGUUUAAAAAAAAAAAAAGUUGAGUUGUAGCAGCAGGAGCUAUGUUCGUAUGAUGUCAUUGUAGUCUAGCAUUCAGUAGAAAUGAUCAUUGUACAGCCUACAUGUACAAGUUUAUUAGACCUAUGCCACACAGAGCUCGCAGUAAACUAAACAAAAUUCUGAAGUCUUACUGUGUGUAGACACCUUAAGGGACUAUUGUCAGCCAUGAAUAAUUAGACAUUUGGUACUCUCUAACCAUUAGUGGCAGCAGGGCGGCAAAUGUGGGAAUGAGUCAAAAUAAACUCGAGUGUGCGUGCUUAUGGUAAUGAAGGAAUAUGUCAGCCAGUGCAAUGCUGUGGCUUACUGAGCUAAAUCUCUCCGUUUGGACAAGACUUCUCCAUCUUUAUUCUCUAAGACGUUCUUAAAAGCCACAGUAACUGGCCAUUAACAUUUUUCUGCCAACAUUAAUCCGGUUCUGUCAAAAUAAACAAGACAAAUACAUUUUACAGCGUGAUUAAAAACGAAUGCAUCCUUUAAUAAAAACUCAUAUACGUGGCAGACAAGCAUUAACAAGUGAGCGUG